Pochonia chlamydosporia 170 is the source of this 765-nucleotide messenger RNA. RefSeq lists its product as hypothetical. The record is from RefSeq and is a predicted model, not a curated record. The coding region runs from base 1 to 765 and encodes 254 amino acids. The transcript has 2 exons. NCBI's taxonomy places the organism in Eukaryota, Fungi, Ascomycota, Sordariomycetes, Hypocreales, Clavicipitaceae.
AUGGCAGACAUUUUACAGUUCAGCACUAAUAUGACUGAGGAGACUCUGAUCGCCUCAGCGAGACUUCACAACCAGUUCCCCCCCGAUACCUCGUUUCCUCAGAUCGACGCACUAUCUGAUGGAUUUGAAGAACUCUGUGCUAUAAUUGCAAAGUACAACGCCCAGAACCAUUUCCGACUGCGGCUUCUCCAUCGACAUACAACAAUCCCUGAAGGACAAAUAUUACUAGGCACCAGCAUAACAGAGCCGUCUGGGUUUUGGACCAGACCUACGCCCAUUUCCGACAUCGAUUUGCAAAAUAUCCACGCUCACAUUAUUUCGGUGGAUGCAACUAGCCGUACGAGUGGAGACGAGAGGAUAAAUUCCCUUCUAUUCCCCUCCGAGUUUCGCGAAGGUCCGCUAGUCAGUGUUGGAAAUAUCGAUGGCAACUUCUUUACGGAGUUCACUGACUGCCUUUGGGCGAAGGGCUUGGGAAAUACUUUCGGACUUGAGGCAAUACAAGAUCAGGUUGGGAAAAUGAUUGAAUUUUCUUUCGAUAUUGGCAGUCUUUUGCUUAACGAGGAGGAGGUGAAGGCAGAAGUGAGGGCGCAGUUGGAGUCUCGAGAAACUGGUUGGGCCGUUAAGGUCAAAGAUGGGGCCGUCGACAAGGACGGCGAGACACGGUGUAUUAUUUAUCCCACUGGCCAUGUUAGAGCCACCAAAGGCCAGGUGGAGACCGUGUUGGACGCUCUGAAGAUCUUGAGGGAGGAAGGUGUAUUGUCAUAG